This is a messenger RNA of Fomitiporia mediterranea MF3/22, 2427 nucleotides long. RefSeq lists its product as uncharacterized. Lineage: Eukaryota; Fungi; Basidiomycota; Agaricomycetes; Hymenochaetales; Hymenochaetaceae. Gene Ontology annotation, biological process: chromatin remodeling. The transcript is spliced from 8 exons. Gene Ontology annotation, cellular component: RSC-type complex. The coding region runs from base 1 to 2427 and encodes 808 amino acids. The record is from RefSeq and is a predicted model, not a curated record. Gene Ontology annotation, molecular function: protein binding; chromatin binding.
AUGCCGAUAAACGAUGCGCAGAAGAAAGCAAUAGAGGAGGUGAUUUCCGCCAUUACCUCCACAGCGGCCGGAAGUCGCGGGAAGCGCAAGCUAGCAGAUAUGUUCCUCGAGUUGCCAGACAGGGAUGCUUGGCCGGAAUACUACGAGGUAAUACCGGAGCCGCGUUGCAUUGAUGGGGUGAAGUUCAAACUGGGGAGAACCGAUAAGAAGGGUUACGACAAGGCUCUUGAUGUCUACGAGGACCUUGCGCUUGUGUUUCUGAAUGCAUUGUAUUACAAUGAAGAGGGAAGUCAAAUUGCAAAGGAUGCGUCAUUACUCAAGGGCGUGUUUAGCAGCGAGUGGAAGAAACGAUCUGUUUUGCCGACACCGUCAGACGAGCUUCCAGCUGCAUCGGUACAAAGACAAAAACAAAAAUCGUCGCAAAAACCUGCACAGCCCGCUGCUUCAUCGUCAUCAUCGAAGAAUCUGCCUCAAACACCUGCAACGAAGGCCACAGCGAACCCAAAACAAGUCAAGGCCACUCCUGCACCAGCUCCGGCCACUGCUUCGGCGCCGAUCCCAGUCGCACAGCCGAUACUUCCGCAGGCUCAGGCUCAGGAUGCGGAUAUGGACGUUGAUGUUGGUGGUGGACCUUCAGAUAACGAGGCUGAACCAGAAAACUACGGUUAUUCGGGUCCGAUGUCGACUGUAACGCGAGACGCGGAGAGUGAUGAUAUUGUAUGGCAGCUUGAGCGAAGUCUGCCGCGGUGGGGAGGGUAUGGAGAUAAGGGGUGGUUUGAGGGUGUUGACCUUGAUCGUUGUGCUGACAUUGCGCAUGCCAUCAAGAGCCACAAGGACGUUGUGAGCAACAGCCGUGUCGCAGCUGCCUUGGAUGUCAUUCCUGAGGAUAUCGCUAUCAAGAACCUGUCUUUCAAUUAUCCUCUUUCUCUCAAGCUUAUAGAGUCGAAAGCUCGUGCGAAGGAGUAUGCUUCGUCUAAAGAGUUCGACGUCGACAUGAUCCGUCUAUUUGAGAAAGCGCGGCGUUGGCACGAUAUCGGCAGCGACCAAUACGGCGACGUUCUUCUCCUUCAGCGUCUGUACCAAGCUCUUACAUCUCCGACACCUCCACCUGGUCCUCCAUAUGCGUCCCAGACCAACUUCUCGUCGAUUCGUGCAGGCCCAGGGACGGCCCGACCUCUACACGGCUCUGCAUCGACAGAUUCGGACCUUGUUCCUGGUGUUACGACUUUUCGUGUAUCUAGCAAAGACCGGCAUUUCGUUGACGAAGUGAAUUACAAAGGCUGGUCAAUACGUCUUGCGGACUGGCUUCAUCUCGCUAAUCCAGACGAUCCGAACCGACCAAUCGUUGCACAAGUUUUUAGAUGCUGGAUCAGCGAUGAGCCAUCAAAGGCUGGACGUCCUGGUGUGACAGCAUGUUGGUAUUACCGGCCUGAGCAGACGUACCAUCCUGUAAACCGUGAGUUUUGGGAAGGUGAAGUCUUCAAAACGGGACACUUUGCGGACCAUCCGCUCGAGGAUGUCAUUGAGAAGAUCGCAGUCCAGUUUACUGCGCGACACCUCCGCGGAAGGCCUCGUGCACCAUUUUGGUGGCCUGGCUGGCCGCUGUACGUCUGUGAUAGCCGGUACAACGACCGCGAGCGGGUGUUUGUAAGGAUCAAGAAUUGGGCGAGCUGUGUGCCUGAGGAAGUACGAAAGAAGCCGGAUUGGAUGCAUAUCUAUGAGUUUGAACGGCCAGUUGCGCCUAGGCGCCUAGGCAGCCCCUUUCUUCCGCAAUCGAAUGUGAAGGGAAGACGUGGUGGGCGUUUGCCGGGUGGUAUAGGGGAUGCAGUCGAGCGUGCGGAUGGUGAGAAGAUUGAAGGUGGGGGCACUGGACGGAAGAGACCUCGGAAGUCUGGUGUGAUAUCUGCUGCGCCUGGUCCUGGACCAAGUCGAAUUGCGCAGGCAUCUAUUUCGACAACGGCUCAACAGGGGGCACAUGCUUCGUAUACGCAGCAAAUGCCGAGUCAUACUACGUAUAAUGCUCCGCAGCAAGCUGCUGCUGCGUCUACGACUGCUACACCAGCGCCUCGGCCUGCUCCAAAGGAUCGUGGCGUUAUUACUGCUGCUGGUGGACCCUCGAUUCUUCCGAAUGCAUUUACUGCGAAGCUUCCAGCCGAAACGGCUCGGUACUUUGAUCGAGACCCUGACACGAACGAGGUUCUGUGGUUUUCCGGACCGCCUGUUGACGUCGCCCGUCCCGUUACACCCCGGCAUAGUUUGGAGUACCUACAUUUCCUUGCGAUGAAGCGGAAGCGUGAGAUGGAAGGGAAUACUAGGGAGGAGAGUGAUGAUUCGAAACGCUCACGAACGGUAAAGGCUCCUCCGGCGGCUAGUCAGCUGUUGGAAGAGCUUUGGACACGUACUUGUGGUGAAGCGACGAGUGGAUGA